Vigna umbellata (rice bean) is the source of this 2373-nucleotide messenger RNA. RefSeq names its product receptor lectin kinase (gene RLK). Gene Ontology annotation, molecular function: carbohydrate binding; protein kinase activity; ATP binding. NCBI's taxonomy places the organism in Eukaryota, Viridiplantae, Streptophyta, Magnoliopsida, Fabales, Fabaceae. Gene Ontology annotation, biological process: protein phosphorylation. The record is from RefSeq and is a predicted model, not a curated record.
UUUAACUUUUGCAAUCUCAAAUCUUGAAUUUCUCGUUUAACACCUAGAGACGCAACUGUGAGGGAGGUUCGUUUUCUUCGCAGUGAAAGUGCCAGGAUCUUUCCUCGUGGACCACAAUUGAAAGUUCAAAUGUGUGGUACACGUUUUGGGCGGUUGAGAAAACAUAGAAACAAACGAGAAAUUUAGCCUUUGCCAGAAGGAAACGAAUUUCUGAAACAUAGAAGACCAUGUUUUUCAAGGUUGUAACAGUGGUGUUUGUGCUGGCAACAACAGUGGCUGGUGAAGAUUCCGUGAGUUUCUCCUAUAAUGGGUUCCGGUCAUCACCUCAUUUGUAUCUUGACGGCGGUGCUGAGUUGACCUCCGGUGGCAUGCUUAAACUCACCAACUACACCAGGCAACAAAAGGGUCAUGCUUUCUUCCCAAGUCCAAUAGACUUCAAGAACACCUCAAAUGGAAGUGCAUCUUCUUUCUCCACCUCCUUUGUGUUUGCCAUAAGUUCUGAGUAUCCGAAUUUGAGUGGUCAUGGGAUUGUUUUUGUGGUCUCUCCAACAAAAGGGCUUCCAAAUUCUCUGCCAAGCCAGUACCUUGGCCUGUUUGAUAACAUCAAUAAUGGCAACACCAGCAACCAUGUUUUUGGGGUGGAGCUUGAUACCAUUCAGAACACUGAAUUUGGUGAUAUCAAUGACAACCAUGUUGGAAUUGAUGUCAACGAAUUGAAGUCGGUUAAGUCAGCCCCUGCAGGAUAUUACAGUGUCGGGGAGGUUAAGAAUUUGAGUCUGAUCAGUGGCUACCCAAUGCAGUUAUGGGUGGAAUAUGAUGGCCUAAAGAAGCAGAUUGAUGUUACUUUAGCUCCAAUAAACAUCGGCAAACCAGAAAGGCCUUUGUUAUCUUUAAGCAAAGAUCUUUCUCCAAUUCUUAACAAUGGCAUGUACGUUGGAUUCUCAUCCUCAACUGGGUCAAUUCGAAGUUAUCAUUAUAUUUUGGGUUGGAGCUUCAAGGUGAAUGGCCAGGCUCAACAACUUGCCAUCUCUGAACUCCCCACACUACCUAGACGAGGCAGUAAAAAACAGUCUAAGGUUCUUAUUAUUGUUUUGCCAAUCAUCAUAUCACUCAGUUUGGUCAUCGUGGGGGUGACUGUUGCAGUUGUUCAUGUCAUGAAAAGGAAGAAGUUCACGGAGCUGCUUGAAGAUUGGGAGCAAGACUAUGGUCCUCAUAGGUUCAAGUACAAAGAUCUUAGCCUGGCAACAAAGGGGUUCAGGGAGAAGGAGCUAUUGGGAAGCGGUGGAUUUGGCAGAGUGUACAAAGGUGUGAUGCCAAUUUCAAAACUUGAGGUUGCAGUGAAGAAGGUGUCUCAUGAAUCAAGACAAGGGAUGAGAGAAUUUGUGGCAGAAAUUGUUAGCAUUGGGCGUCUAAGGCACAGGAAUUUGGUUCCCCUUCUGGGGUACUGCAGGCGCAAAGGAGAGUUGCUAUUGGUCUAUGACUACAUGCCAAAUGGAAGCCUUGACAAGUAUCUCUAUAACAAACCAAGAGUGACCCUAAAUUGGAGCCAGAGAUUUAGAAUCACCAAAGGGGUUGCUUCAGGUCUGCUUUAUCUACACGAGGAAUGGGAGCAAGUUGUGGUCCACAGAGACAUUAAGGCUAGUAAUGUGCUACUUGAUGCCCAAUUGAAUGGUAGAUUAGGGGACUUUGGUCUUUCAAGAUUGUAUGAGCAUGGAAGUGACCCUCACACUACUCACGUGGUUGGAACACUUGGGUACCUAGCACCAGAGCACACUAGAACAGGUAAGGCCACUACAAACUCUGAUGUGUUUGCUUUUGGUGCAUUUAUGCUAGAGGUUGUUUGCGGAAGAAGGCCAAUAGAGCAAGUGGGGUGUUCUGGGAGUGAAAUUCUGGUUGAUUGGGUGUAUAAUUGUUGGAAAAGAGGUGAGAUUCUUGAGGCAAGGGAUCCAAAUUUGGGCACAAAUUAUAAGGCAGAGGAGGUGGAGUUGGUGCUGAAACUAGCUUUGUUGUGCUCGCAUUCAGAUCCUUCAGCUAGACCAAGCAUGCGCCAAGUUGUUCAGUACUUGGAGAAGGAUGUGCCUCUGCCAGACUUGUCUUUGCUUAGCUUAUCUUCCACCGGCUUAAGAUUUGGUCUGCAUGAAGACUUUCAGGAUUGUCCAAUGUCUUAUCCUUCGUCCAUGGAUAGGCCAAUCUCUCGCACUUCUUCAGUUGCUGAAUCACUUCUCUCUGGUGGACGUUGAUUUUAGAAAAAAAGACACAUGAAAUCUUUGUUCUAUUUCAUUGUAUUUCAUUUCAUCGAAUUCUUAAUAUUUGUUAUUUGAUUUUGUAUCAUAUUCUUAUGUGAAAUCAGUUUUCUAAAAUAGAGAAGAACAU